Molecule: messenger RNA, 3040 nt
Organism: Saccostrea cuccullata (small rock oyster)
Lineage: Eukaryota; Metazoa; Mollusca; Bivalvia; Ostreida; Ostreidae
Product: glutamate receptor ionotropic, kainate 3-like
Exons: 11
Coding region: 358-2607 (749 amino acids)
Biological process (GO): synaptic transmission, glutamatergic; modulation of chemical synaptic transmission
Cellular component (GO): plasma membrane; postsynaptic density membrane
Molecular function (GO): glutamate receptor activity; transmitter-gated monoatomic ion channel activity involved in regulation of postsynaptic membrane potential
Source: RefSeq, a predicted model, not a curated record
CACGUUGCCAUCAUAUAACUAAAUCAUUUAUAACUACGGGGAACACCCCCAAGGAAUAGGGGCAUCCAUCCAAACUUUCAUGCCUCACUUUUUUCUAAUUCAUAAAGCUACAGGAAGUUAUAACUGAAUCGACUCACUAGUGAUCGAUGUCUGGACUCUGGGCAAAUUAAAGCUCACCUGAUGCAUUUAGAACAAUAGUGUUCUGGUGGGUCGUCAAUACAUCAUCAACAGAGAAAUUUACAUAGCGUGGCGGCACUUGUCCCGACUGACGCCUUGGUACGUUACCUAAAUCACGAGGGAUUACGACUGAGAACUAGACAUCCCGAAUUGAAUACAGGCAAUCGGAGUUUUCCAAACAUGUGGAAUAUCGCUGCUCUUUUGUUUUUCAAUGGAGUUCUGGGAUUGAGUACCAAGGCUAACGAAAGUACCAAAGUUGCGGUUAUACCAGAAUUGUGGCAGUAUCUACCAAAAGUUUUCUCAAGACUUCAGGAGAAUUCCAUACAGUUUACAAAUCUAACAACGGAUUCAUCUGAAACACAGUACGACGCAAUCGAUAGAGUGCAAACUUACUUAAAUGAAAGCCAGACGGACGUUAUCAUUGGGCCAUGCAGCAAAACAGUCAAAAUUGCAGCGGAGGAAUUGGAUAUUCCAUAUUUGUGCACAACCUCUGAUCCAGCACCGGAAGUUCGUACCUUCGAAAUACUUCCGGUUCUUACUGAUUUCAUAGAGGCAAUGCAUAAACUUGUAUACAGCCGAUUACGGAAGGAAACUAAUGAAUUAAAAGCUAUUAUCUAUGAUGGAAACCAAGGUUUCCAUUUUGAUGACAAUUUGCUAAACGACCGCUUGACCUCUAGAGUUUGGGUUAUGGAAGACGGAAACAUAGACAGAAAAAGAAAGGUCAUGACACAUUCCUUGAUGCUCAUGCGCAAACAACUUAUCCGGGAAAUCCUCGUUCUUUGUGAUCCGGAAACUGUGAAACUACUGUUAGAAACGGCUUGGGAACUAGCUAUGAUGAGUCUGCCAUUUAAAUGGUAUUUUUACGAUCCUGCAUUCCAGCUGCGUGAAAUACUAGAAAAUCUGCCUCGAUCUGCAAAUAGCUUUACAGUAUUUACACUCAUGCCAAGUUACGAACAUGGACGAAAUCUCGACCUUAACACUAUUCUGACAUAUGACGCCAUGUCUGUAAUAUCAAAGAUCUCCAGUAAUUCAACUUCCGGUGAAAAGAGACAGAUGUUCCUCUCUGCUCUAGAAAAAAAAUCAUUUCGAGGCUUGACCGGAAAUAUCCGUUUUGGCACAAAUCAUCGUCGAGUAAACUACAGCAUCAAUAUCUUCCACUUUAACGGAACAAAACAUUUCAAGCUAGGUUCUUGGUGGGCUGGGGACUCGCCCGAAUUGAGGGUCAUUGAGUUGGAGAAUACGUCAGAAGUGCAGCACUGGAGAAACAGAAACCAAACCUUUACAUUUCCCUUGAGAGGAAGAACCAUAAAAGUCGUCACCAUUAUUGAAGAACCCUUUGUAAUGUUCAAGAAAGGACACGAGAAUAGGACUGGGAAUGAUAGAUUUGAGGGUUACUGUGUGGACUUGAAUGCUACAAUGGUUGUGGCGUCAUUGAGUGUGAACGCACGACGCGAGGCAGCCAUAGAUUUCACCAAACCUUUUAUGACGAGGUACGUCACGGUGAUUAUGAAGAUUCCAACGACACCGACAAAAAUCUUUGAGUUUAUAUCUCCUUUAUCGCAAACGAUUUACCUGUGUACUCUGAGUGCGUGUAUAGUUGUCGCUUGUAGUUUAUAUUUCUUUGAAAGAAACAGUAUUUACGAAAAACGUGAAAAAGUCACUUUCAAAGAGUGUGUUUGGUAUACUUUUGGAACUCUUCUUGAAGGAGGUACAGAUGGUACACCGUCAACCACUUCCGGACGUAUUCUUAUUUAUACUUGGUGUUUCUUUGUUUUGAUACUUGUUGCGUCCUACACUGCAAACUGGGCGGCAUUUUUGACUGUUAAGAAAAUUAAAGCACCGGUUAAAUCAAUCUAUGACCUCGCUUUACAAAAGCAGAUACAAUACGGAACAGUUAAGAGUAGUGCAAUACUUUCCUUCUUCGAAACAUCUAAUGUGGAGACUUUUCGUAAAAUUGGAACCGAGUUGGCUAAUAACCCAGUAAACAUCGUCAACACUUCGUCAGACGGGUACCAGAGAGUGCGUGCAGGAGGAUAUGGAUUUUUCUGGGAUUCCACUGUAAAUUCAUAUAAAACUAACAAGGAGUGUCAGCUUACGACUAUUGGACCCGAGUUUGCACCACGUGGCUAUGGUGUAGGUGUCCCUCCGGGAGCCACUUAUUUAGAGGAAUUGUCUAUUAACAUUCUUCGAUUAGGAGACAACGGUUUUCUCGACCAAUUACAACAAAAAUGGUGGGGUGAGCGGAAGUGCCUCAGCGAUGACGAAGAGGAUGAGAAUAACGCCAGGGGUCUACGAUUAGAAAACGCUGCCGGACUCUUUUUCGUUCUGGGGGCCGGGGUUGUUUUGUCCGUCUUUGUGUUGUUUGCCCAGAACUUCAUCAGGACUAUACGACCACAAAUCAAAACUGGCAAAAACGACAAUGUUACGUAGCUUGUAAUGUGAUAAGAAAAUCGACUUUCAUUUCAUAAGUACGUAAUGGUGCUCGAAAUAAUUGAAGCUCUCCAAGAGAGUAGUGAUGCCAGAUAGAGUGAUUAUAAGAUGGGUAAAUGGAUCAAUAUUAAUUUUGACGGAAGUGCAGUAGAUAUCAUGUAAAGCAGGCCACAGUGAUGUCAAAAGUUGUAUGGUACAUGUAUGUUGUCUAAUACUGGUUUGUGGAGAUGUGUGUAUGUCUUUCAUUUAUUUGUCUGCUGCGAAAUAACCAUCACUUCUCAUUAUCCAUCCAUUAUUUGACAUUUUGUUGAUGGGUCAGUAUGACAAUUUAAUCAGUGCAGUGUUUACAUUUGAUAAGGAUUAUGUUAUUAGUUUUGUGUACUAGUUAUAUCGUGUAUAGGCAAUCGUGACUUUAAAUAAAAUAUAGUUAAAA